GCAUUUAAAAUUAAUGGCUUCCCUAAGAUGAAACCCUGGGAUUGGGGAAAACAGAGGCUGCAGUGAGUUGUGACUUUUUGAGGAGAGGAAUGAAAUCAGUUUCUUUCACGCCAAUUAAGCAAUCACAAACGACUCCAUCAGAAAUCCAAACUCGUGACUAACAUGGGACUCAAGACCAGGAAAAAAAAAUUAAAAAGAUUAACAGCCAGAGAAGCAAUCUUCACACACACGGCCAGCCAGCAGACGGAGUGGAUCCCAUUCAGGCAGGUGACCCGAGGCCUGACCCCACAAGAUGCCAAGAGAAGAGGCUCACUACAUCUAUGGUUCCCCCAAGAAGGGGCACAGCCGCUCCUACGUCACAGCUGAAGAGGCUGCAGGGAUUGGCAUCCUGAUAGUGAUCCUGGGAAUUUUACUGCUCAUCAGCUGCUGGUACUGUAGAAGACGAAGUGGAUACAGAAGCUUGAAGGACAAAAGCAUUCAUGCUGGUACUCAAAGUACCUUAACAGGAAGAUGUUCAUGUGAGGGGCUUGGUCACCAGGACGCCAAACUGCCUUUUCAAGAGAACAAUUGUGAACCUGUGGUUCCCAACGCUCCACCUGCCUAUGAAAAACUCUCCACAGAACAGUCACCACCACCUUACUCUCCGUGAGAGCCACCAAAGCCCCUGAGAGAUGCUGAAAUGAUUUCCCUCACACUUUUUGUUGAAUUUGAUGUGGACAUGUAAUGUUCUGCUUCAGAAUGCUGUAGAAACAGUGUACAUUAUCUCUACUAUUAAGCUGAGUGUUAAAUUCUUUAUAGGGCAACUAGCAAUACUGAUUGAGGAAAUGAUGAGAAAUAUUAAAAUGGGAAAAGCUUUGUCAAUAAACAUUGUAAUGGAUGAUAGUAUCUGUGCUAGUAAUAAUAAAUCUACAGUAUUAUUUUCUGAGGGAGAUCUUUCAAGUGUGUGUUCUGGGAUCAUUUGAUUUCUUUUAAAGUUGAAAUAUGGCUAAUAAGUAACAAACUGCUAUUCUGAUUUUUGAAGACACAGCCUCUUGACCUACAUGAACUCUAACAGGACUGUUGCAGGUGAGUCUGUGCUACAGAGCACUCACAAAGGAUACCUUUACAGGUUUAAGACCAAGAGCUAAAUGACCUACCAAAUUAUAGUCAGAUUCAUCUGAUCAGGAAAGUGUCAGUAAUGUCUCUUUGUUUUCUAAAAUUCCAUGAUGCUACAAUAAUAUACUGCAGAGAUCCUGUAUCUUCAGCAAUACCUAUUGUGCAGUUCUAAUCACAUUUCACUUCAAGGAUCAAUGCUAUGAUAAUUAAUGACAAGAACUUUCUGUUAAACCAGAAGGUGGUGUAAGGACUUGUAAACAAGUAAAAGCUACUGUAGUUUGGCUGAUGUCUUGUCUUAAAUAUUCCAAAGGCAAUUUAGCUCCUUUGAGCUCCCAAAUCCCU
This is a messenger RNA of Kogia breviceps (pygmy sperm whale), 1437 nucleotides long. RefSeq names its product melan-A (gene MLANA). Gene Ontology annotation, cellular component: melanosome; trans-Golgi network; endoplasmic reticulum membrane. The record is from RefSeq and is a predicted model, not a curated record. Lineage: Eukaryota; Metazoa; Chordata; Mammalia; Artiodactyla; Physeteridae.